CUCUCUGACACGUAUUCUCUCUCUCUCUCUCUCUCUCUCUCUCUCUCUCUCCCGCUCUUCUUCUCGUCUCCUCGGCUCUCCGCCGCGGUGAAGCGGAUGGGAUUCUAGGGUUCCGGCUGCGAUGGGCUGCCUCCACUCCAAGACCUCCAACGUCCACUCCCCCGACGACGACUCCCUUACCGCCGACAAGCCAGAUCUACCGAAUGGAGACGGGGGCGAGCAGGAUCAGGUGCCGGCGUUCAAGGAGUACGGGUUGGCGGAGCUCCGGGCGGCGACCAAGGGCUUCAGCCCCGAGCUGAUCGUCUCCGAGAGCGGCGAGAAGGCCCCCAACGUCGUCUACCGGGGGAAGCUCGACGGGGGCCACCUGGUCGCCGUCAAGCGCUUCUCCAAGCAGUCCUGGCCUGAUGCCCAGCAGUUCGUGGCGGAGGCGGCCGGGGUGGGGAAGGUGAGGCACAAGAGGCUGGUGAACCUAAUAGGCUGCUGUGCUGAGGGGGAUGAACGUCUUCUUGUGGCAGAGUUCAUGCCAAAUGACACGCUCUCCAAGCAUCUCUUCCACUGGGAUAAGCAGCCACUACCAUGGGAAAUGCGAGUUAGAGUUGCAUACUACAUCGCACAAGCACUUGAUCAUUGUAAUUCUGAAAAUCGGAAAAUCUAUCAUGAUUUAAAUGCAUAUAGAGUUCUUUUUGAUGAGGAUGGUGAUCCUCAUUUAUCUAGCUUUGGUCUCAUGAAAAAUAGUCGGGAUGGAAAAGGUUACAGUACGAACCUAGCUUACACUCCACCAGAGUUUUUGCGAACAGGCAGGGUCAUUCCAGAGAGUGUAAUAUACAGUUAUGGAACAGUUCUGCUGGAUCUUUUGAGUGGGAAACAUAUCCCUCCAAGUCAUGCAUUAGAUCUGAUAAGAGAGAAGAACAUGUUAUUGAUAAUGGAUUCGUCUCUGGAGGGUCAAUAUGCUAAUGAAGAUGCUACCAAGCUUGUCGAACUAGCUUCAAAAUGCCUACAAUUUGAGGCUAGGGAUCGACCCAAUUCUAAAUUUCUUCUUUCUGCCGUGGCACCCCUUCAAACACAAACAGAUGUGGCAUCAUAUGUUCUAAUGGGCCUGACUAAAACAACAGCAGUGCUACCAACAAUGCUCUCCCCGCUUGGAAAGGCUUGUGCACGGAUGGACCUUACUGCUGUGCAUGAUAUAUUACUUAAAACGGGUUAUAAAGAUGAAGAAGGUGCUGAAAUGGAGCUUUCCUUUCAAGAAUGGACACAACGAGUGCAAGAGAUGUUGAAUACAAAGAAAUUUGGCGAUAUUGCAUUCAGAGACAAGGAUUUCAAAAGUGCAAUUGAGUACUAUUCCAAGUUGGUGGUGAUGAUGUCGGUUCCUUCAGCUACUGUUUUUGCUAGACGGGGCUUGUCAUACCUGAUGAAUGGCCAACCAGAGCUUGCCCUCCGGGAUGCAAUGCAUGCACAGGUGUGCAUACCCGAAUGGCCCACAGCCUUCUAUCUGCAAGCUCUUGCCCUUUCAAAACUUGGAAUGGAAACCGACGCCCAGGAUAUGCUCAAUGAUGGAGCUGCCUUUGAAAUGAUUCAAAUGAAGAGGCAGAACAGCUGGCGAGGCUAGAUUUUCCCUGCGGCUGUUUGGGUCUUCUUGCCUACAUGCCUGUCUUCCUUGUGCUGCUUCCACACCCCACAUCUGUGUCAUGAGUCGUUAAUUGCAGCGGGAGAGAAACUGCAUGCUUGGUUAGGUGGGUGCUCAGUGCUGUUUCUUCCAACAAUGGAUGUUGAGAAAGAGAGAUGAAUAGAAUGUUCGGGAAGUUUAAGUAGGUACUUAACUUCGAGCAGCUAUGCAUUAUAUUAUCAGAGGACAUAUGCCUGAGAGGUGCAAAUUGCAAAUUGUUUAAUUUACAUGAUUAUUUUUUACAAGAUUAGAAGACUGUAAGCAUGCAAGCACCAUUGUUGAUGCCAAAGGAGGGUAUGUAUUAUAGCCGAUUAUCUGAAGGGGACAACUUUCUCAAUUUGGAUGCAAAUAUGUUCAAAAUAUAUUAUUCUAGAGGCGGUCUUUGUGGCCAAUUUUGCAUA
Messenger RNA from Phoenix dactylifera (date palm), 2064 nucleotides. RefSeq names its product serine/threonine-protein kinase BSK2-like. The record is from RefSeq and is a predicted model, not a curated record. Gene Ontology annotation, molecular function: ATP binding; protein binding; protein kinase activity. Gene Ontology annotation, biological process: brassinosteroid mediated signaling pathway; protein phosphorylation. NCBI's taxonomy places the organism in Eukaryota, Viridiplantae, Streptophyta, Magnoliopsida, Arecales, Arecaceae.